AUGCCCCUGAGUCGUGCGUUUUACCCCGCGGCUGAUAGAUGUCCUCCAAUCUCUAGUGGUGAGGAUAACAAUGAAGUCGAGCAACAGGAGGCUGCGCUGCUCACAGAAAACUCCACUUUAAGAGAGCGCGUCGCCUAUUUACAAGCCAUCAUCCAGGGUCGAGGGGGCACGAGACCCGGCUCAUCCAGGAGCCAGUCGUCUCUUAGUGCAGCCGAGCAAGGAGACUUCGAAACAUUCUCGACGAUCCUUGAGCAAUGGAACCUGGGUGGCCCCGAACAGGACGCCAGCCAGAAAGCACCUCUAUUGUCAGAAACCUCCGAGGAUUUUUCCCCCAUCUUGAGUCUGAUUCCACGGGGUGAAGACUGCAGAAUCCUCGUGCGGUUCUCUCUGGAGACUCUCGGCUGGAUCCACUGUGCACUGGACGCUUCUGCCUUUUCCAUUGAGGCGGAGGCAUUCGUGGCUUCUCUUGAGCAGGGCCAAUGUGAGGGCUUGCGCAACCAUGCCUGGCUUGCCAUCUUUCUUGGCGUUCUCGCCGUAGGGCUUAUCUUUAUGGAGGGGACCGACCUGGUCGCUCAGCUGUCCGACUCAUUCACCAGGCGUCAUGAUCUCGCCAUGCUACCUCGGUUAUGGUACACGGCAGUACUUCGCCAGUUGGAAUUUUGUGAUUUUAUAGGACGACCGGGUAUUCACACUGUCCAGGCUAUCGCUGUUUUGAACCUUUGCAGUCGUCACCUUGGCGAGAGGCAGCGGGAGAUUACCUUGACAGGAAUCGCCAUAAGUACGGCUCGAUCCCUCAAAAUGCACCUACUUGGAAACGAGUUGUCAUGUCCGGAGAGGGUACGUCAAAUGCCUGAGUGGCAGAGCAAAGCUGAUAGAGAGUUGGGGCGCCGGUUGUGGUGGUCGCUCGUCAUAUGUGACUGGCUCGGAGCCGCGACCCAUCCUCCAUCUAUACGAGCAGACCAAUUCGACUGCGAAAUUUCAGAAGGGGAGUACGAUGCAGCCCAACUGCUCGGCCCAACAGCCAUUGACCAGCAUCUGAAGAGUGCCUCCCCUGUGUUCCAUCACAUGGCCAUGGCCAAACUGGCGUCUGUGCUACGCAGCCAUUUCGAAGAAGUCGAUAAGUCGUUAGAUACAUUAUUUGAGACGCUGAUGCGGCUGGACGAGUUAGAAAGCCAGGUCCCAUUUGUUAUUGACGACAGCGCGGACCAACCCAUUUGGGCUAUCGGACAGCGCUGUCACUUCUAUUUUACUCUGAAUCACUUGAGACUCAAACUCUGUCGAGUAUUAUUCCGUCCCGAUGUGAAGAGCUUUGAUCGUUACGACAACAUCCGCAAGUGCGCACUCUCAGCAGCCAUCGCCAUUUCCGAUAUGACGGAUUUCCCUUACGUUUACAAAAAGACUUGGUACGAACCCGCCUCGAGACAUUGUUCUCAGAUCCCCCUCCUUGCUAACCAAUGCAACCUUAGGAUCUUCCCCUCGGCUACAAUAGCCGCAGGUGUUUUUCUCGCUCUCGACCUGCUCAAAUUCCGGCCUGAAGCGACAGUAGAGCAUCAAAAGCAGCGUAUUUUGUCUUGCAUGUCCACAAUCGCUCCUUAUGUGGAGAAGACUACCAUCUGUCGAGGCGGUUCGAGGAUACUUCAGCAACUGCUCGAGCUGAUACGACAGUGCGAAAAUGGCAUGCAGCAAGUGGAUGUGAUGCAGUUUAUAAUUGGAAUGGACAGCAGAGGCGUGAUGGCUGUUGAAAACCCUAGUAUACAGCAGCAAAACGCUUGGCAACAUCUUUCUUUAGACAACAUCGAUGAUGAUAGCAGUGCCUUAUUUGGCGGUCAUGAGUUUUUUGAGAACUGGAAUCUGUUUGAUGAUUGGAACUUAUUGGGCAGCGAUUUUAAAUUCUAA
Clonostachys rhizophaga is the source of this 1896-nucleotide messenger RNA. The record is from the annotation of a GenBank genome assembly. NCBI's taxonomy places the organism in Eukaryota, Fungi, Ascomycota, Sordariomycetes, Hypocreales, Bionectriaceae.